Frieseomelitta varia is the source of this 2196-nucleotide messenger RNA. RefSeq names its product band 7 protein AGAP004871. The transcript is spliced from 9 exons. Gene Ontology annotation, cellular component: plasma membrane. NCBI's taxonomy places the organism in Eukaryota, Metazoa, Arthropoda, Insecta, Hymenoptera, Apidae. The coding region runs from base 130 to 951 and encodes 273 amino acids. The record is from RefSeq and is a predicted model, not a curated record.
UGUGAAACCUCCUCUCCACCCCUAUUUAUUCAGAGUUCAAAGACUUGGUGAGCGUGAGGAGGGAUUCGUGUGAUUUUUUCGCUCGAUUCGAAUUUGCCAAAUCGAAUUCAAUCAUCGCUACAGUUCACAAUGACGGAAGCGGAAGACAAGGUAGAAGCAAACUCUAACACCUGCAAAAAUAUUCUUGUGAUAUUAUCUUGGCUCAUGGUGAUUCUUACGAUGCCAUUUUCCCUAUUCAUUUGCUUCAAGGUGGUACAAGAAUACGAGAGAGCAGUGAUAUUUCGUCUAGGAAGGCUUCUUUCUGGUGGCGCUAAAGGACCUGGAAUCUUUUUCAUUCUCCCUUGCGUGGACAAUUACGCUCGUGUCGAUUUACGCACACGGACCUACGACGUACCGCCUCAAGAGGUGUUGACGAAGGACAGCGUGACGGUGUCGGUUGACGCGGUAGUGUACUAUCGAGUGAACAACGCGACGAUUUCGAUCACAAACGUCGAGAACGCUCAUCAUAGCACCAAACUGUUGGCGCAAACAACGCUUCGUAACACGAUGGGAACCAGGCCGCUUCACGAGAUUCUCAGCGAGCGCGAAACUAUCUCCGGGAACAUGCAGGUUUCCUUGGACGAAGCUACCGACACGUGGGGGAUCAAAGUGGAACGAGUUGAAAUAAAAGAUGUACGAUUACCAGUCCAGCUACAAAGAGCUAUGGCCGCAGAAGCUGAAGCUGCUCGCGAAGCUCGCGCCAAGGUUAUCGCAGCAGAGGGUGAGCAGAAGGCUAGUCGAGCAUUAAGAGAGGCCUCGGAGGUGAUCGGUGAUUCACCUGCCGCAUUGCAACUUCGUUAUUUGCAAACUUUGAAUACUAUCUCGGCCGAGAAAAAUUCAACGAUCGUAUUCCCAUUACCUAUCGAUAUGUUGACAUAUUUCCUAAAAGCAGGUUCUGCAAAGGACUCUUAAUAUCUUGAUACAAAGUAACAAACGGCCCAUCAUUUCAUCAGAGUUAUCUACAAUCCUCUGUGCGUAAUCGGCUCAAUAAGAGGUAAGGAUAUUUAAUUUUAUUGUUAAUGAUGAGCAAACAUUUGACGAAAACAAGAGGCUCCAGAAGAAAUUGAUCGCCAUGAAUUACACCCGAUUGAUUUUCUAACCGACCAUGAACUUUUAUAGUAUACUUGACCCGAUCCUUUUUUCCAUCGACUAUAGCAAAGAAUUUUGCACUUCAUUACCACAUCACUGUAUCCGAGCUGAAUUAUCGAUCAAUUUUAUGACACAUCAUGCAUAUACACCAUAAGUAUUAGGAUAGAUAUCUGUUCGUCUCGUAUUGAACAUGAUUAUCAAUCUAGAGUAUUAGAAAAUGAUUGACUUGUACAAUAUUUAAAAUAUACAAAGUCGACAGAAACUGUUUACUUAGAAUAUAAUAUCGGUAUUUUAUAAUAAUAGUAAGGAUGAUAUUGGGCACAAUUAUAUUCGAUAAAUAUUAAUAUUCAGUUGGCUAUAUUAUACACAAUUUGUAUUUCAAUAAUUAAAUCAAAAUAAUGUAAGUUUGAUAAUAUUUAAAUAUCUAGGAUAAUUCAUUUUUGUAUGCACUAAAAACUCCCAAGUCAUAGUUAAACACGUGUUAUUGGAAUAUGUGAAGUUGUUAUUGGAAUAAGUUAUCGAAUAUCAAUAGAAUGCAAUAGAAUUCCAUUUUUUCAUCAGGAGUUCAUCAAUUUUUCUCAUUUCUACAUGCUGCGAUACAUGCAUUUUUGCGGCCUUGAAUUUCUUACAUAAAAAUUGCAUAAAUACGUGCAACCUACUCGCUAUCUAUUAUUUUUCGUUUACAUAAUGAAAGUUUAUGUUGAGAUAAAUGGAUGUAAUCGACAAGUGUUCACUAACUAGGUUCCAAAAAAAAAAAAAAAAAAAAAAACGGAGUUUAGAUGAAUGGAGUUUUGCUGUGAUCUAAAAUUUUGAUAUACGUACAAUCAAUAUUGAUCCUAGAAUAUGUUGGAAGCAAAUAUACAAUAUAUCAAGAUAUCAAGACUAACAAUAAGUGAAAUUGAUUUUACUCUUAUACUUAUUUAUUUAUGUAUGUCUCGUGUAUGUUCACGCACGUUAUAUAAUGUAAAGCAAUGUUUUAUAAGAAUUUUAUAAUCUAAGAGAAGAGGAACGUACAUCUUCGAAAUGUAAUCUUCGUUUUAAUGGACGGAAUUACAAAGAAAUUCACUU